AGAUGUCAGCUUUGGAGUUAAUCAACAAGGAGCUGAUACGAGUGAUCAAAGAAAACUUUGAAGAUUAAAGAGAGGGGUAGUUUGUAAUUUCUUGAAGUGUUGCUUGUAAAGAUAACUUCUGGUGGCACAUGAUUCAUCUUAUCUAUAGAACUUGCAAGAUGAGAAUAAGAUGAUGGACCUGAUGAAUGUAGGUAAUGAUAUUCAAGAGUUCUUAAGGAGAAGUUGUAAUGUACCAGAUGACAAGGAUGAAGAAGAACUCAUGGAUGAACUUGAUGCUCUGGAAGCAAGAUUCCUUCAGCACUUACAGGACAUGCUGCACCAGCCAGCUGAUCCAACGCUUGGGGGCUGGGUUUGUAGUAAGCUUUCUGCGAACACAUUUUGUGAAGAGGAUGAGAACUGUGUCAAUGGGAACAUUCAUGCAAAUGUUGAAGGGUCAACGUCAAAUUGAACCUCACAGUUGGUGCAUUGGAAAUGAGAGGACAUCUAAUGCUGUUAUUGACAUGGCAACUCCUUAUUGCUGAUGUUAAACAUAAUAUUCCUUUUUUUUCCUUAAUAUUUCUGGUGAUUCAUUGUUAUGGCAGACUGAAAUGAAAAUGUUCAUUCCUC
Molecule: messenger RNA, 606 nt
Organism: Rubroshorea leprosula
Lineage: Eukaryota; Viridiplantae; Streptophyta; Magnoliopsida; Malvales; Dipterocarpaceae
Source: the annotation of a GenBank genome assembly